Molecule: messenger RNA, 2226 nt
Organism: Miscanthus lutarioriparius
Lineage: Eukaryota; Viridiplantae; Streptophyta; Magnoliopsida; Poales; Poaceae
Source: the annotation of a GenBank genome assembly
AUGGCGGGAGUCAUAGUCGGGAUAGGUGCCUAUGGACAGCGCUACCGCCACCAUCCCUUCACUCGUUUCAUCUUCCUUGGAGCCACCACUUUGUUCCUACCUGUCAUUUCCUCGCUCGUCUCCCUCAGUGCUGGAGAAAACACCUUCACGGACUUGAACACAGCAGCGUCCUGGUUCGCAACUUGCACUCCAGAGUGGCACUCGUUCCUGGUUAUAAUAUGGGCAUUUCUUGUUCAUAUUGUCAUGAUCAAUACCAGCAUAGUAGUCUCUGUUGAUGAUCGAGAAGGUCGAAACGUAGGUCCUCCUUUGCAACUGAUUGCUCAGGGGGUCUGGAUCCUUUACCUUGGUAUCAUCUACCUCGUCAAUAAUGCAGGCAGACAGGCUGAACUUAUUUCCCUUGAAGUAAUACCUUUUGUUCUCAUUUCUGCCAAAAUAUUAUUCAAAUAUUAUGCAUUUGAAAAGGCACGGAAAUCUUUUGCACUUGGGAAAAAUCCUCGUCUUAUUUUUCGGUACAUGCAACAACUAUCACAUAAUAAACAAAGCCAACACCAUAGUGAAGAACCAACGGUAAGCGAGGAUGCACAUGCACCUCCCCCACUAUUGGUUAUGGGAGAAGAGAAAAGACGCAUGGACAAGCAUCCUCAUGGGUAUAUGUUCAAGAACCCAGUGUUGCAGCAAAGCAUUGGCUUGGUGACUAUUGAUAGAGUUUGGCAGUCGGAUGGCAAACUUCUGGUUCCAAUACCUCAAAGACUGAAAGACUUAUGCUUGUCUUUUGCAUUGUUCAAGUUGCUGCGUUGUCGAUUUGCAAGGUAUGAGCACCAUAAUAUUGGCUCCGGGGACACCAUCGAUUUUUUCUGGAGCUUCUUGUUGAAGGACGGCGAGUUUGACAGUGACAGUGUAUUCCGCGUACUUGCAGAUGAGCUUUCUUUUGUUCAUGAUUACUAUUACUCAUCCCUCCCAAUCUCUUAUUCAAGUUAUUGGCUUCCCAUAGUUGGCAUAUUUAUCUCAUUCUUGAGCAUAGGUUACUGCAUCUUGCUUGCAGUGUGGAUCCAAUCCAAUAACUUACUGCAAAACAUUCCUCAGUUUGUCUGUUCCAUCCGUUGUGUUAAUAACUUAUACCAUGGAUAUGGUGACUCAUAUUGGUAUGGAAACUUAUACUACGAUUUGGUGCCAAUGCUUUUGAUUAUUGUGGUAGUCGUGACAGCUGAGGCGAGGGACUUGCUUUCCUAUGCCUGCUCCAACUGGACCAAAGUAGUCCUCGUUUGCCGUCUUCUAAACAGUGCCUCUCUGCAGCGUUCUCUUUGCAUGCAGCAAUGGUUUGCCCGUUUGUUCCGAUGCAGAUGCAACCUGAUGAAGCACUGGAGUGGAAAAAUGGGUCAAUGCUCUUUGCUUGUUCUUUCCCCAAGAACUACAGUGCUCGUACGUCUCAGGCGUCUCCUCCAUCUGCCAGAUCAGAAGACGAAGAUUAAGGUACCAUCAGCUGUGAAGGCUUCUAUAGUUGAUGCACUAAGAAGGAGUAGAAAUGGACAACUGAGCAAUGGAAAAGUAUCUCUCCGGCGUUGGAGUGAAGUUGGUGAAACUUUCCUAUGGGCCUGCAACAGCAAUAGUGCCUCCAAUGUUAUACUUACAUGGCACAUCGCCACAAGCAUCCUUGAGGUGAGGAACCCAUGCAAACAUGACCAGCAGCAAAGUUCACCUAUUUCAGACCAUAAGAUUGCUGCCACUCAUAUAUCACGGUACUGCACAUACCUUGUGACAUGGUGCCCUGAGUUGCUCCCUGACGAUGUUGCAUGGAGCAAGAGCAUGUACGAGGCUAUCAAGAAGGAUGCAGAGCAUGCCCUCACUAAGCAUUCUGCAACCGGGUCAUCGGUGUCGGAGUAUGAGUAUCACCAGCUAGUCGAACUCUUGAGUUCCAACUCAAAUCAUGAAGUGGUCAAGAAUGGCGUGAAGCUUGCACAACAGGUGGUGGAGGCAAUCGAUGAUGAGCAGACGGCAUGGGAGCUGCUGGCUGGCUUUUGGUCAGAGAUGAUCUUGUACGUCGCUCCGUCUGACAAUCUGAAAGGGCACUCGGAGGCCAUAGCUCGCGGUGGCGAGCUGAUAACGCUCCUCUGGGCAUUGCUCAACCAUGCCCGGAUAGUCAGCAGGCCCACCGAUGCCGCAAGCGCUGGUACCGAUGAUGACUUGCCUAGUGACGGCACCAGCAGCCCGCCUGCUGCUACUUAUUAA